AUGUACAUCGUGAUUUGGUUCCGCAACUUUCUCAUCUCAGCCCUUUGGGCCAUAGCCAUAAGCAUUGGCAGAAUCUUUGGUUGCGAGAGGGCCCUCAAAAAGCAACUCUACGUGGCUGGCUCUCGUUUUGGCAUAUCUUCUUGGGCCACCACCAAUACGAAACCCGCAACGACCACAGAGAGAAUCUUGGAAUGGAUGGAAAAUGUUACCCCUGGACCACCCGAAAAGCCACCUAAAAGACCGAAGCGCAAGGCCACCUCCAAGAAGAACAAGACCAAAAAGCCCAAGAGACGAGCUUAA
Messenger RNA from Fusarium poae, 300 nucleotides. RefSeq lists its product as uncharacterized. The coding region runs from base 1 to 300 and encodes 99 amino acids. The transcript has 2 exons. The record is from RefSeq and is a predicted model, not a curated record. NCBI's taxonomy places the organism in Eukaryota, Fungi, Ascomycota, Sordariomycetes, Hypocreales, Nectriaceae.